GGGGGGUAUGGUGGGGGCCGCGGCUCCUCCCGGGAAUGGAACUCGGGGCAGCGCGGGCAGUGGGGUCAAGCGGCAGCUGGUGUACGUGUUCACCACGUGGCGCUCGGGCUCGUCCUUCUUCGGCGAGCUCUUCAACCAGAACCCCGAAGUGUUCUUCCUCUACGAGCCAGUGUGGCAUGUGUGGCAAAAACUGUACCCGGGGGACGCGGUGUCCCUGCAGGGGGCAGCGCGGGACAUGCUGAGCGCUCUGUACCGCUGCGACCUCUCGGUCUUCCAGCUGUAUAGCCCCGCGGGCAGCGGGGGGCGCAACCUCACCACGUUGGGUAUUUUCGGAGCGGCCACCAACAAGGUGGUGUGCUCGUCGCCGCUGUGCCCCGCCUACCGCAAGGAGGUCGUGGGACUAGUGGAUGACCGCGUGUGCAAGAAGUGCCCGCCCCAGCGCCUGGCGCGCUUCGAGGAAGAGUGCCGCAAAUACCGCACGCUGGUCAUCAAGGGUGUGCGCGUUUUCGACGUGGCGGUGUUGGCACCGCUGCUUCGAGACCCAGCCCUGGACCUCAAGGUCAUCCACCUGGUGCGGGAUCCCCGGGCGGUGGCCAGCUCGCGCAUCCGCUCACGCCAUGGCCUCAUCCGCGAAAGCCUGCAGGUGGUGCGCAGCCGGGACCCACGGGCCCACCGCAUGCCCUUCCUGGAGGCCGCUGGCCACAAGCUGGGUGCCAAGAAAGAGGGCGUGGGCGGCCCGGCGGACUACCACGCGCUCGGCGCCAUGGAGGUCAUCUGCAACAGCAUGGCCAAGACGCUGCAGACGGCCCUGCAGCCCCCCGACUGGCUGCAGGGCCACUACCUGGUUGUGCGGUACGAGGACCUGGUGGGAGACCCCGUCAAGACACUACGGAGGGUGUACGACUUUGUGGGGCUGCACGUGAGCCCCGAGAUGGAGCAGUUUGCCUUGAACAUGACCAGCGGCUCGGGCUCCUCCUCCAAACCUUUCGUGGUGUCUGCUCGCAAUGCCACGCAGGCCGCCAAUGCCUGGCGGACCGCCCUCACCUUCCAGCAGAUCAAACAGGUGGAGGAGUUUUGUUACCAGCCCAUGGCAGUACUGGGCUAUGAGCGGGUCAACAGCCCCGAGGAGGUCAAAGACCUCAGCAAGACGCUGCUUCGCAAGCCCCGGCUCUGAGAGGGGUUCCCUGGCAGACCUGACGCCCCGUGGAGACACCCACCAGGAGGAUUCUGGUGUGUUUAAACAAACACAGCCCAGAUCCAAGCUGAGGAAGCCCACGUAUUCUAUUAUAGAUACAUCAUAUAAAUAACCACACAGGCACUUGCUGUCAAUGUUUUAAGUCAGUGAAUUUCAAGGAACAGCCACAACACACACAUCUCAGAAAAGGCAAGACUUGAAAGUUCUGACCAGUUGCCCCUCCUCCCCUCUUCCUUGACCCUUCUGCCAUGCCCUUUCUCCCUUCUCUUAUCCCCUUCCCCAUCUGCCCUCCAUUCCAAGUGGGAUGUCGAAGAAGUCAAGUUCCAGUCGCCCAAAUCUUGUUUACAAAUUUUCGUGGUAUCUGUGAACCUGUCAGAG
Molecule: messenger RNA, 1573 nt
Organism: Tupaia belangeri chinensis (Chinese tree shrew)
Lineage: Eukaryota; Metazoa; Chordata; Mammalia; Scandentia; Tupaiidae
Gene: CHST2
Product: carbohydrate sulfotransferase 2
Exons: 1
Coding region: 8-1174 (388 amino acids)
Biological process (GO): sulfur compound metabolic process; N-acetylglucosamine metabolic process; carbohydrate metabolic process
Cellular component (GO): Golgi membrane
Molecular function (GO): N-acetylglucosamine 6-O-sulfotransferase activity
Source: RefSeq, a predicted model, not a curated record